This is a messenger RNA of Amaranthus tricolor (Joseph's coat), 3402 nucleotides long. RefSeq names its product probable UDP-3-O-acyl-N-acetylglucosamine deacetylase 1, mitochondrial. The transcript is spliced from 10 exons. Lineage: Eukaryota; Viridiplantae; Streptophyta; Magnoliopsida; Caryophyllales; Amaranthaceae. Bases 131 to 1099 code for a protein of 322 amino acids. The record is from RefSeq and is a predicted model, not a curated record. Gene Ontology annotation, biological process: lipid A biosynthetic process.
UCUCAAAUAAAAUGGUCUCUCACAAUUUGUGAUUAAUAAAAUAUAGUCUAGUCUCUAGUCUACGGUUUACACCGCUACUAGGCGUAUAAAUGACGCCAACCAGUUACCCCUGUUCGGAAAAACAACAAAAAUGGGUAGCGCCGGCGGUGCUACGGCCAAAACAUGCUUGAAAGCUCUCAAAUCAUCUCCAAUGGUGUCAUGGAAAUCAACGGGCAAACUUCAGAAAACGCUAAGAACAUCUAUAGAGAAGCAGGGGAUUGGCCUACAUUCAAGCCGAUCGACUAAAGUCAAGUUAUGUCCUGAACUUGCCAAAACAGGAAGGUACUUUAAAAUGGGUUCUAAUAUUAUCCCAUCUUCCAUUGAUUUUGUCGAUGAAUCGCCUCUUUGUACUACUCUUCGUAAGGAUGGUGUCAUGGUUUCUACUGUUGAGCAUCUGCUUUCCGCUUUAGAGGCAUCUGGUGUUGAUAAUUGUUGCAUCGAGAUCUCUCCCUCCAUUGCAAAUGAUUCCAUUCUCGAGGUGCCUAUCUUGGAUGGUUCAGCAAGGGAGUGGUUGGAAGCAAUAGAACAAGUUGGUUUGGAAGAUGCUAUUGAUGUAAAGGGAAACAAGUGUGAGAAGAUGGCGCCAUUUGUCAAUGCUCCUAUUCAUAUAAAGAGAAAUGACUCUUUUAUUGCAGCAUUUCCAUCCCAGGAGAUUCAGAUUACUUACGGCAUCAAUUACCCUGAGGUUCCCUCCAUUGGCUGCCAGUGGUUCUUUUCCGGUGUUUUUAACAGGUCUUUCUAUGCAACAGAUAUAGCGUCUGCCAGAACCUUUUGUGUUUAUGAACAGGUGGAGCAGAUGCGUGAAAUGGGACUCAUAAAAGGUGGUUCACUAGAAAAUGCUAUUGUUUGUAGUGCCUCGAAAGGUUGGUUAAAUUCACCACUGCGUUUUCCUGAUGAACCGUGUCGCCAUAAAGUCUUAGAUCUCAUUGGUGAUCUGUCUAUAUUGGCAGAAUCUGGUAAUCAGGGUCUUCCCGUGGCACAUAUUAUUGCGUAUAAGGCUGGCCAUGCUUUGCAUACGGAUCUUGUACGCCAUCUAAGCUCACCACAAAUUAAGACGUGAACUAGAGAAGAUGAACAAGGUAUUUACAUUAAAUAACUUGUGUCUGAACACAAUAUCGCGACAUUUCAACAGUAAAUAAGCUAAUGAGCCGUGCUGCAUGUCAGUUGCGAAGACUUUCAAAACUUAAAACCCGCAUGAUUUUUGAGUACCUCUAUUUCUAUACGACUAUAAUUACAAUCGAAAGAAAAACGAAAGGAUACCGACAGAUCUUUCUUUCAUCAAGUACGUGAAAUUUGAACCCAAUCCGAAAUAAACAGGCUGACGCGGGAACAUUCAGUGGGAACAGCUGAAUAGCUUCAAUAAAGAAUGAUUGCUGCAAGAAACAGGAAAAAUAAAGAAGAUCAAGCACCAAAAUGAAAAGCAAAUUCAUCACUAAUUCUUUUUUAUUUGUACCUGAAAUCUGUACAUUUAAAAGAUGAUGAUAUAAAUAGUAUGCUCAAACAUCGGCUCCUUUGACAAUGUUGUAUUUGCAAAGGGGGCAUGUCGCGUUCAUCUUAAGCCACUUCACGAUGCAUGUUCUGUGGAAGUGGUGAUUGCAUGGUAGACCAUGAAGCUCCACUCCAUCCUCGCACGAACUCGGACAGAUAUUAGCACUCCAUCCUCGUACGAACUCAGACAGAUACAGAGCUAGAAUUCUUGUCAACCGCAUUCAAGUCACCGUCAUACAGGGCAAACAGCAAACUAAGCGAAAAUGUUUACAAGAAUAUGUUUGAUUCAUGAUAAAUUUUCAAGCUUGGUCAGUUUUGUAUCAUAUCGAAAGUAUCCAGUGUCAAUCAUUACAUAAAAAUUUAAGAAUAUGUCACCGUGAGCGAAAGAAGAAGGGAAGAAAAGGGGAACAAAGACAAACGAAGAAAGAUUUUUCAUUCAAUUUCAAGCAAUAAUGCUAUAGUAAAGAUAUCUCAAUCACAAAAGUAUACAAUAAAUUUAAUAAGAAAACUUCACUCUGGUGAAAUCCAAGCAAUUCUAACUAUCGAAAAGGAACUUACUGCAUCUUCAGAUAAAAGAACGCGUUCAGUUGCCACAUAUCCACAGCCAGUCUCUACUGACACCAUCACCCCAGCUCCCACACUAGGUUUUUCAUCAUUAUUUAACAUCUGAAAUCUAUAUUUCGGGAGUACACUAAGAUCGGCUUCCAAGGCAGCUUUCUGCUUUCCAAACCAAAAAAGACAUGCAGUAGGUCAAAGGCCUCACAGUAAAUAUGCAUUUAAUUGCUAGUGUAGGGGAGACUAACAUACUUGCCCAGCAACUGUAUAAAGAAGUGCUAUAAUGCAUGGCAAACAGCAACAUAGGGCAAUCCCUAUCAAACAGACCAAGACAACACAAAAUAUGGCAAAGAAAACAUCAGGUGCCAGAUAGAAAACAGUUAGCCUGCACAGAUGCAAAUUAAAAUAAUUAAUUACAUAUUUGAUAAUAGAAAAGCUAGAUCAUCGAUGUAUACCCUUUGCCAACCCUUGAUAAUAGAACAAACAUAGUUGAAAUAAAACAACAUCAUUCACAUGGAGAAGGCUUCCAGUCUCGUAAUCGGUAAUUGAAACAGUUAUAAAAAUGUCUUUGUUAAAAAUUACUAUUUUAAUAAGUAAAAUGAGUUUGUCAUUUUAAAAGUAAAAUUUUACUACGAUUUUUAGAUAUUAGUUUUAUUAUUUGUGGGGACAAAAUAAAUUAUACGACGAAAAAUAUGGGUAUAUAAUCCAUCUCAUACUUUAAUAAGUAUGAAUAUGAAAUUGAGUCACCCGUAAUUUUGCCACGUAACUUAUGAUUCAUCAAGCUAACCCCUUCUUAUCUAUAAACUUGUACACUCUAUUCCCCUUUCUCCUUCAUUAUCAAUUAGAGUAAAAUUUCUGAAAAUUUAUCCUCUUCCAAAGUAUAAACUCAAUCUGAAAAAUUGAUAUUUACUUUUCCAUUGUAGAAGAAGGAGAACACAUCUAGUACUAUCACCAUCUCCAUCUCUUUUGGGUUAGAAGCUUUUUAUGGGUAAUUAAAGUAGCAUCAAGAGGAGGCUAAUUUGAAGUUCAUCAAAUUAUUGAAGAACUUACAAGCUAAAGUGGAUCUUGGUUUUAAUUUUCUGAAAUUUUGUGUGGAAUUAAUCUUGCUCAAAGGGCCUAUCCCUUAUGGGAGAUAGAUCCAUUUUCAGGUUAGCUCUGUGGUGAAAAGGAUGCCUACAUGUAUUAUGUGUUUCGGACAAGGCGAGGACUUCUUUUGGAAAUAUAUUUUGUAAAUUAGAUAUUUGUAUAAUUAAAUUGUAAUAAUUUUAUAAUGUUUUGUAAAUAAUCACUUAAUUAUGUAAAAAGUUUUAAAUACCCUGA